GUUUUGAGCAGGACACCGAAUCGGAGAGCUCAGAAAUCCCCGAGUUCAGGGUGAAGGUCAGUCUGUGGCAGCUGCGGACUGAGAGUGGAAACUGUCUGUACAGAGCUCUAGGACUGGGAGACUGUGGACGCUGUUUACAAUGUCUGUCUUCUGCACGGCGAUCCUUUCUCUCGGGGUCUUAACAUUCACUUCAUCAGCAAAGGGGGCCCAGGGAUCAGUGCCCAUUUCAAUUGCCUGUACCACCAGAGGUGCUUAUUAUAAGGAGAAUCGGGUGGAUUUGCUAUGCCCACCACAUUGCGAUUACUCCCAGCUAUCUGUCUGGGGAUCUGGAGUUUAUGCCUCAGUCUCCAGUAUCUGUGCAGCUGCAGUUCACAGCGGUGUGAUUAACACUUCGGGAGGAGUAGUUCGUCUUCAGAAAUCACCAGGACAGGAAAACUAUCAAUCUUCCACCGCAAAUGGGAUAAGAUCGUUGCCGCUUUCUCGAUGGAUGACCUCCUUUUCAGUCUCCACAAGACCAACAAAGAAAAAAGCUGCAAAAUCUGGAAAAAAGAAUUUAAAAGUGAACAAGGAGUGCAAAGCUGACAUUGCUUUCUUGCUUGAUGGGAGCUGGAAUCUUGGUAAACGUAGAUUUGAGCUUCAGAAGAAUUUUGUCAUUAGAGUCACCAACUCACUUGGUAUUGGACCACAAGGACCACUUGUUGGCAUUGUACAAGUAAGUGAGAAUCCUAAAACUGAAUUCAACUUGAAAAAUUUCACUAAUUCAAAGGACGUGGCCUCUGCAAUCAAAAACGUGACUUACAGAGGAGGUAGCACCAAUGUUGGUAAAGCUCUAAUUCACACGACAGAAAACUUUUUCACUCCUGAUAAGGGAACGCGGUCUGGGUACCCAAAAGUCAUAGUUGUUGUGGUGGAUGGAUGGCCCUCAGAUGAAAUCGAAAGAGCAGCAAAUCUGGCCAGAGAAUCUGGCAUGAAUGUUUUCAUUGUCUCAGUUGCAAAAGCAAUCCCAGAAGAGCAAAAGAUGGUCCCAGACCCCACUUACAUGGAUAAGAUUGUUUGCAAAAACAAUGGGUUCUUUUCCUAUGCUAUUCCAAACUGGUUUGGGACGUACAAGUUUAUAAAACCUUUAGCACAAAGGUUGUGCUCCUACAGCCAGAUGACAUGUAGUAGAACUUGUUACAAUUCAGUAAACCUUGGCUUUCUUAUCGAUGGAUCCAGCAGUGUUGGGGAUGCCAAUUUUCGCACUGUUCUAAGCUUCAUCACUGAAAUUGUGAAAUCCUUUGACAUUCAUCAGAUUGGUGCAAGAGUUGGUGCUGUCCAGUUCACAUACAAUCAGAGAACUGAAUUUGAGUUUGGUGAUCAUUUAACAACGGAUUCAGUGCUAAAUGCUAUCAAGACUAUCCCUUACUGGAGUGGUGGCACAGCCACUGGGGAAGCAAUUACUUACACCACAAAGAAUUUGUUUGGAAAAUUGAAGAACAACAACCUGAAUGUGCUGAUCAUCAUCACUGAUGGCCAAUCUUAUGAUGAUGUUGAGGCUCCAGCAACUGUGGCACAUCAAUCAGGUACAGUCAUAUUUUCAGUUGGAAUUUCAUGGGCAAUGGAGCAGGAACUCAAAGCAAUGGCUUCAGAACCCAAAGAUGCACAUACUUUCUUUGUGCGAGAUUUCCCAAUGGUCUACAAGCUCGUGCCUGAUAUUCUUAAAGGCAUCUGCAAAGAUUAUUUGGCUGUAGCAAAGUGAUCCAACAGCUACUGUGUGCCUUGAUAUUCAAAGGCAAUGAACUGAUUCUUGUCAUCAAUACUAACAAACGUGCUAGUGCAAUAUUUUGUAGAAGUAUAGGCCUGGAUAUUAAUAUAUAGUACUGCAUGUGCUAUUUCUCCUACUUCACAAAUUAUUCAAAAUAAAAUCAGGAAUUUUAAGAUUUAAUUUACAUGACAGUAUGCAAGAAGAAAUGCCUUUAUAAUCAGAGCUUGUAUUGUGAUAGACAAUGUAUUGCAUGUUUGAGACAAGUGUUGGUACUGUUUCAGUAAGACAGUGUUUAAAAAGUGUGUUGGUCAUUUGAUUUCAGUUACAAGUAACGUCAGUUAAAGGUUCUUUAUA
This is a messenger RNA of Rhincodon typus (whale shark), 2098 nucleotides long. RefSeq names its product coagulation factor C homolog, cochlin (Limulus polyphemus) (gene coch). The transcript has 11 exons. NCBI's taxonomy places the organism in Eukaryota, Metazoa, Chordata, Chondrichthyes, Orectolobiformes, Rhincodontidae. Bases 140 to 1738 code for a protein of 532 amino acids. The record is from RefSeq and is a predicted model, not a curated record.